This is a messenger RNA of Coccomyxa subellipsoidea C-169, 1571 nucleotides long. Its product is annotated as cyclin-like protein. The coding region runs from base 210 to 1340 and encodes 376 amino acids. Gene Ontology annotation, molecular function: cyclin-dependent protein serine/threonine kinase regulator activity. The transcript has 9 exons. The record is from RefSeq and is a predicted model, not a curated record. Gene Ontology annotation, biological process: regulation of cyclin-dependent protein serine/threonine kinase activity; regulation of transcription by RNA polymerase II. Lineage: Eukaryota; Viridiplantae; Chlorophyta; Trebouxiophyceae; Coccomyxaceae. Gene Ontology annotation, cellular component: nucleus; transcription factor TFIIK complex.
GUGGCAAUCAAUUUCAGGAAUGAUUGGACAAUUCAGUGCUCACUGGUGAUAUCUAGCGGCCUCAAGAAAGUUGUGUGUAAAGGUUGCGGUGAUCCACGUCCUUUGUGAUCUAGCCUUCAGACCCUUUGACGAGCAGAUCCAAGCAAAUUCUAGGCGUCUGCUGAGAUCAGUAUUAUAUUGUGAAAGAAUCCAGCUGCUUGACCCUUUUUAUGAUAUUCGAGAGAUCGUCUCAGAGGAAGAGAUGGCUGUUCUCAACCGAUGAACUGACGGAAAUUCGGACAAGAAGGCGUCAAGCUUGUCUAGAUGCCGUUGCCAAGGAGGAAACCCCACAGCCUGAGGGGGUGCAGCAGCAGCAGCAACAGACUGACAUUGAUAGCAAGCCCGCGAAAAAGAGCAAGAAGACCCGGCCUCCCAGCCUAGCAGAGGAGGCCGCGCUCCUCAAGUACUACUCCGGCAAGAUCCAGGAGAUGUGUCGUGCGUUUGGCUUCCCCAACAAGGUCCAGGCGGCAGCGGUGCUGUUCCUGAAACGCUUCUACCUCCACUACUCCACGCUGCAGCAUGACCCCAAGAACAUCCUCCUCACAGCCAUCUACCUGGCCGGCAAGGUGGAGGAGGCGUAUAUUGGGGCGGAGGAGUUCUGCAAGCGGCUGCAGCAGGACGAAGAAGUGGUGCUCAACACAGAGCCGCUCGUGCUGCAGGGGCUCAAUUUUGACCUCAUCACCUAUUCCCCCUACACCUCCCUCUCGGGGUACUUUGCGGAUUUGGAGGACUGCCAGAAGGAGGGCAGUGUGAUCGACCCACCCCUGCAGGAGCUGGGGGGUGACACGCUGGCGCAGGCGCGCGCAGCUGCUCGGGCGGCAGUGGACGCUCUCAUGCUGACAGACGCCCCGCUGUUAUUCCCUCCCGGACAGCUGGCGCUGGCCGCCAUGCGCUCUGGCUGCAACAAGGUGAAGGUUCCCUUGGGCAGCUUCUUGUCCAGGGUGGCCGGCAGAGCUCAGGAGGAAGCGCGCGCAGGCUGCAGCACAGAAGACAUAGUCCAGGAGCUCAAGUCAGCAUUUGGCAGGAUAGACAGCUUUGGAUCAGAGGGAUCUCAACAAGUGAAAGCAGAGGAGGUACGGAAGAUUGACAGGAGGCUCAAAGCCUUCCAUGCGGUUGCGAGCAAAGCCAGUUCUGCAUCACAACAGGAUACUGGUGGACACAGUGAAGCUACUGCAACAGCCCAGCGGCAGAAGGCGCUUGAGGGUAGGGGAGAGCGUGAAGGCACAGAUGGCUCGGCCCAUCCGCCACUGGCAAAGCGCUUGAAGACAGGAGAAAAUGGCAGCAGCGGAAUGGAGUUGUAACAGCUCUGAUUUGCUAGUUGCUGGAGACUUUACAACACGCUGCACACCCCACUGUGCAUGCGUGGUGUGUUUGUGCAAGUAGCUUCAGACUGAUGCAACAUUGUAUGAUACUUGUUUCCCUCUACUUCCAUUAACCCUUUGUUUCACGCCAAAACAAUGUGACCUGCAGUUAUGCAUGCACAUCAUCGUGUGUACAGUAUCACCAGGCGUGUAAAUCCUCACUAUCUAGUC